Acaulospora colombiana is the source of this 322-nucleotide messenger RNA. NCBI's taxonomy places the organism in Eukaryota, Fungi, Glomeromycota, Glomeromycetes, Diversisporales, Acaulosporaceae. The record is from the annotation of a GenBank genome assembly.
UUAUCGUUAUGAUGGCCUAUACAAGGUCGAAAGAUGGUGGGAGGAAACGGGAUUAGCGGGCUAUAAGGUGUAUAAAUAUGCAUUCAAGAGGUUACCUGAUCAGCCACCAUUGGGUACUUGCGUUCGUUCAUUUUCCGAAUCCGAGGAAGAAGGUGAAAAUAGUGCAGAUGAGAAAACGGGUGAACUUUCGUGUUCUAAAGUUAUGAAAACGGAUGAGGAAGCGGGCGAACCUUCAUGUUCCAAGGUUACGAAAAUGGACGAGGAGGCGGGUGAACCUUCAUGUUCUAAGAUCAUGAAAAUGGGCGAAGAGAUUGUCGAUUAA